AUGGCCAAACUCCUGAGUCUGUUUACACCGCAGCUGCUGUUUGGUGUCUUCUGGCCAAAUCUCCUUCAGAUCGCUUCAACUGAUCAUUUAUCUGUCCAUCCUGGAGAGAACAUCACCCUGCCCUGUAACAUCACUAAUUAUACUGAGAUAUUGUGGUAUCGACUGAGAUCUGAGGAGGUGAAGCUGCUGAUAUGUGCUGACAAAAGGAACCUGAAGAAAGAGUUUAUCCUCAGUUAUAAUGUGAACGAGAGUCACUUUUAUGUAACAGAAAGCAGCAGUUCAGUCAGUUUAGUGAUUAUAGGAGUUAGAGAGACAGAUCUGGGAUUUUAUUACUGUGGAGGUCGAAACAAAACGACACACAUUCAGUUUGGGAAACUCAUCAGACUGAACUUUACAGAAGACCAACAUCGUAAGACUGAUAACUCGUCUGAGCCUCCACAUACCCAGCAGUCAGGAUCAGAGCUCUGGAUUACAGUGUGUGUGUGUCUGUGUGUCUCUGUCCUAAUAAACCUCAUCUUCAUCUACAUGUUCUGCUGCAGGCUCAAAGGAGAGUCAGUACCAUCGUGCAGCUGUUGCAGUAACACCACAGACUCCGCUGAAAAGGAAGAAAAUAUGCAUUAUGCCAGCAUUCAACACAAAAGAAGGUCCAGCGUAGCUGCUAAGAAAAACACAGCAUCAGAUUUGGACAGCGUGACUUACGCAACAGUCGCCUCACAGCCUCGGAGACACAAGGUGUCAUAAAUUUAUUAUUACAUCAUAAAAACUGUGUUGUUCUCUCUGGCUCUUAAUAAUUUGUUUUAAAGAGAUAACUGAGUUAACAUGGAUUUCCAUGGAGAUAAAAUGAACUAUUUUGAAAUAAAUACUUAGUAUAUUUGGAAUAAAGUUUGAAAUAAAUAUUAUAAUACUAUAUUUAUAAAUAAUAAAUGUUACAAGAACCAUCUGGUUAUUUAGAUAAAUUAAAAAAAUAUUUUUUAAUGCUUAGGCAAAGUAGAUGGCUCAUAAAGCCUAUAUAAGCCCUAUAUAAAAAAUUUGCAUAGGACUGAGAUGAAAAGCUGAGAUACUGGUAGAGAUAAAAUGGCAGUGAGAAACAAGAUGAGGUGUAAUUCAAUGUUGCAUAAGAAACUGGUCUAUCUAAUGGCUCUGUUACAAACCUCUAAAAUACUCCAGAGUUAAAUUAAUAAUCGAUGUAAUGCCCAGC
Molecule: messenger RNA, 1198 nt
Organism: Pangasianodon hypophthalmus (striped catfish)
Lineage: Eukaryota; Metazoa; Chordata; Actinopteri; Siluriformes; Pangasiidae
Exons: 5
Coding region: 1-741 (246 amino acids)
Biological process (GO): response to bacterium
Source: RefSeq, a predicted model, not a curated record